UAAUUUCUCUGUUGCCACCAAUUGUACUUGAUAAUCUAUUUGGUCUUUCAUUGGAAUCAUUCAAUCAUUGGAACAAGUACAUGGGAUUAAGUAAAUAAUGUAAUACUUUUUAUAAUAUUUUUUUAAAUCAAUUAAAAUCAAGCUACAGUUCCUUUUAAUUGUGAUUUAUAUUGACUGAUAUUGUGUAGAAAAUUCCAAAGAUCUAUCCCUUCUGGAGACAAGACUGCCAUUUCAGAUGUUCUCAUCCUCAUCACUUACAAUCUAGAAUUUAUUCCCUGGAUUGGAACAGCAUUCUGGGUUUUCAGGGAUAUCUUUGGAGAGUUCAAUUACUUCUUCACUUAUGUUGUUGUGGCCACUGCACGUUUUGUGUUUAACUCCAGCAUGGGUUUAUGGAAUAUGGUGACAACAAUACGUUACUUCUACCUCUUCAAUAUACUCAUCAUACAGGAUAUUUCUGAUGCCAACAUGCUGAAGCUUGGUAAACUGGUUAUUGCUCUACACGUGCUCGGAUCAAUCUGUUUUGAUCUGAUCAUGGCUUGGUUGGAUGUUUUCCCUCUAAUGGCAAAGGGAGGAAUAGUGUACGCGAUGGCAUCUGAGGAUCUAUUUUAUUCUCUGCCUGAAGUCCCCCCUACCCAAGCACUAAGCCAAGGAACCAUAGAAUCUCUGUUUAUCUGGCGAAAAGGUUUAAGUUCCGAAAGGAUGUGUCCUCUAACCAGCCUCGUAUCAAAGGUGUUUAAUGCUGAGGCGUAUCCUCUAAUUAACCUCUCAUUAAAGGUGUUUAAUGCUGAGGCUGUAUCCUCUAACCAGCCUCGUAAGAAAACUACGGCAUUCAGUGCUCUAGUCAGUAUCCUAGUGAUGACUGCUGGAUGCGUCUUCUUUGUAAAUCACUUCUAUGUUAUUUACAACAGCAAGAAUGAGAACAAACCUAUACAGUCUACGCAGCCGUAUCCAGAGUUUACGCAGUCGUAUCCAGAGGUUAUGCAGUCGUAUCCAGAGUUUACGCAGCCGUAUCCAGAGUUUACGCAGUCGCAUCUAGAGUCUACGCAGCAUCGUCUCGACUCUGUUAAGAAUAUCAGCGAUCUUCUUCUGAUUGACCAAAUUACUUUGGUCAAUUCAACAACUACAUCUUCACUUCAGGCUCAUCAUUAAACAUAAAACAUAGAACAAUGAAAUUGAGUCUUUG
Messenger RNA from Eurytemora carolleeae, 1183 nucleotides. RefSeq lists its product as uncharacterized. The record is from RefSeq and is a predicted model, not a curated record. The transcript is spliced from 11 exons. NCBI's taxonomy places the organism in Eukaryota, Metazoa, Arthropoda, Copepoda, Calanoida, Temoridae. Bases 382 to 1149 code for a protein of 255 amino acids.